This is a messenger RNA of Perca fluviatilis (European perch), 1077 nucleotides long. It is a transcript of the gene r3hdml, whose product is annotated as R3H domain containing-like. The record is from RefSeq and is a predicted model, not a curated record. Lineage: Eukaryota; Metazoa; Chordata; Actinopteri; Perciformes; Percidae. The transcript has 6 exons. The coding region runs from base 147 to 914 and encodes 255 amino acids.
AAGAAGAAGAAGAAGAAGAAGAAGCCUACAGGAGGGUUUUUUGUUAGCCAGUUAAAACUCUCUGCCACACAGGACUUUGGCUCGUGUGCAAAGACUGAUGUUGAAGUGAGGAUCUCCUCUGCUUCUCUCUGUGAAAGGAUCCACUGAUGAAGAGUGGUGCAGGGAGGUGCUGGCCUCCGAUGAGUGCUGCCUGUGUUCAGCUCCUGUUGGCUGCCACCCUGUGGCUGAUGCCCCACAUGGCAGCAGCAGCAGCAGCAGCAGCAGCAGAGCCGCUCAACAUGACCCGGGCUGGAGCUGAGACGCGGUCAGACUUCAGGAUGCCCACUGGAGCUGCCAGCAGACGGAAAAGAGCCAUUUCAUCCAGAGAGAUUAACGCUCUGCUGGAUUACCACAACCGAGUCCGCUCUCAGGUCUUCCCCCCCGCCGCUAAUAUGGAGUUCAUGCUCUGGGAUGAGGGACUCGCUGAGUCAGCCGACUCCUGGGCUUCACGAUGCGUUUGGGAUCACGGUCCGACAGGAGUCAUGAGAUACAUGGGACAGAACCUGUCAGUCACUUCAGGAAGGUACCAGUCCAUCACUGAUCUGGUCCAGUCGUGGUACGAGGAGAGGCAUCACUUCUCCUUCCCGAACAGAUGCAGCGGAUCGGUGUGCUCUCACUACACUCAGAUGGUGUGGGCGAGCACCAACAGAGUGGGAUGUGCCGUCAGGAAGUGCUCUAACAUGUACGUGUUCGGGAGCACCUGGAGGGAGGCCACGCUGCUGGUCUGCAACUACUCUAUAAAGGGAAACUGGGUGGGAGAGGCUCCCUAUAAGAGCGGUAAGCCCUGUUCCGUCUGUCCGUCCAGCUACGGCGGCUCCUGCUGGAGAAACCAAUGCUCACCAAACAGGAAGCCCAAAAGACUCGCAAGAAAUUAACACAACACGGGGUUUUUGAAUGUGUUUUUAAUGUUAGACCGAGAAAACAAUACAAAGUCAUAUUCCAUGUAAAGUCAAGUUUUACCAACACGAAGGCUGCAUAAGAAAAUGAUGCAGCUGUCCAGUUACCACUAUGUUCGAAUGAAAUCUUAAUUAAUGAAUG